Messenger RNA from Budorcas taxicolor (takin), 1102 nucleotides. RefSeq names its product PDZ binding kinase (gene PBK). The transcript is spliced from 8 exons. The coding region runs from base 128 to 1102 and encodes 324 amino acids. Gene Ontology annotation, biological process: protein phosphorylation. Gene Ontology annotation, molecular function: ATP binding; protein serine/threonine kinase activity. The record is from RefSeq and is a predicted model, not a curated record. NCBI's taxonomy places the organism in Eukaryota, Metazoa, Chordata, Mammalia, Artiodactyla, Bovidae.
GACCCCACCCCUCACCCCAGGGGGCCGCGGAGCGUUGGGGGCCACUCGGGACCAGUUUUCAAGACAGCUUUUCCCUGGACGUCUCGUCGUCCUACCUCGUGGCUCUGGACCUUAAGCGAUUAUUACAAUGGAAGAAACCAAUAAUUUCAAGACACCAAGCAGAUUAUCUGAAAAAAGGAAAUCUGCAUUAUGUUUAACUCCAUGUAUAAAUAUUCCUGCCUCUCCGUUUAUGCAGAAGCUUGGCUUUGGUACUGGGGUAAAUGUCUAUCUUAUGCAAAGAUCUCCAAGAGGUUUGUCUCAUUCUCCUUGGGCUGUGAAAAAGAUUAAUCCUAGGUGUAAUGGUGAUUAUCAGAGUAUGUAUCAAAAGAGACUAACUGAUGAAGCUAAGAUUUUGAAAAGCCUCAAUCAUCCAAACAUUAUAGGUUACCGUGCUUUCACUAAAGCUAGCGAUGGCAGUCUGUGUCUUGCUAUGGAGUAUGGAGGUGAAAAGUCUCUGAAUGACUUAAUAGAAGAACGAAAUAAAGAUAGCCGAGAUCCUUUUCCAGCAGCCAUAAUUUUAAAAGUUGCUUUGAACAUGGCGAGAGGGUUAAAGUAUCUGCACCAAGAUAAGAAACUGCUCCAUGGAGAUAUAAAGUCUUCAAAUGUUGUUAUUAAAGGUGAUUUUGAAACAAUUAAAAUCUGUGAUGUAGGAGUCUCUCUUCCAUUGGAUGAAAAUAUGACUGUGACUGACCCUGAGGCCUGUUACAUUGGCACUGAGCCUUGGAAACCUAAGGAAGCUCUGGAGGAGGACGGUAUUAUUACUGACAAGGCAGACAUAUUUGCCUUUGGUCUUACUCUGUGGGAAAUGAUGACUUUAUCUAUUCCACACAUUAAUCUUCCAGAUGAUGAUGAUGAUGAUGAAGAUAAAACUUUUGAUGAAAGUGACUUUGAUGAUGAUGCAUACUAUGCAGCUUUGGGAACUAGGCCACCUGUUAAUAUGGAGGAACUGGAUGAAACAUACCAGAAAGUAAUUGAGCUCUUCUCCGUAUGCACUAAUGAAGAUCCUAAAGACCGUCCUGCUGCUGCGUGCAUUGUUGAGGCUUUAGAAGUGGAUGUCCUGUGA